Messenger RNA from Arabidopsis thaliana (thale cress), 724 nucleotides. It is a transcript of the gene AIP3, whose product is annotated as ABI3-interacting protein 3. The transcript has 3 exons. Gene Ontology annotation, biological process: protein folding. Lineage: Eukaryota; Viridiplantae; Streptophyta; Magnoliopsida; Brassicales; Brassicaceae. Gene Ontology annotation, cellular component: prefoldin complex; nucleus; cytoplasm. The coding region runs from base 188 to 577 and encodes 129 amino acids. The record is from RefSeq and is marked reviewed.
CAAACUCGACCGAAAAGACCAAAAAUCAAUCAUAAUUUGGUAUCAAAACCAUUAUACCGGGAAGUACCAGAAUAACUCGGUUGGGCCUAGCCUCUAAUAAAAAUCGGUCGGGAAAGAAACUCACAACUCUCUCUCACACAGCAACGUUCUAUUGAAAUUUGGCCUGAAUCCCCAGAGUGCGACGAAAAUGCAGCAGCAAGGGAGUAAGAGUGGAUCUGAGAUGGAGGUGACAUGGGAGGACCAGCAGAACAUUAAUAUCUUCAGCCGUCUCAACAACAGAGUCCAUGACCUCGAUGACGAUAUCAAAUCCGCCAAGGAAAAGUGUGAAAAUCUAGAGGAUGCAGGGAACGAGUUGAUCCUUGCUGAUGAGGAGAUGGUGCGUUUUCAAAUAGGAGAAGUGUUUGCUCAUGUGCCGAGGGACGACGUAGAAACAAAGAUAGAAGAGAUGAAAGAAGCGACCUGCAAAAGCCUUGAGAAACUCGAGCAAGAGAAGGAAUCAAUUGUAACACAAAUGGCAGCGCUGAAGAAGGUAUUGUAUGCUAAGUUCAAAGAUUCUAUCAAUCUUGAAGAAGACUAGUUAGUAGUUAUUCCCAACUUUGUUUUUCUUCUAUUGCAUCAGUUUAUGAUUCUACUGUGAGUGUAGACCAAAGGAUUCUUGAAUUUAACAUACUGGUUUUGUUCAUUAUGAAAUUUCAUCUGGUUAAUGCAUACUUUUCUUUUUCUA